AUGGCUGUCGCACAACCCGCAAAGUCAAAGGCUGCUUCGAAGCACAGCAACAAUGCAAACUCAAAGGCAAAGUCACAGAUGCACCGCCGUUCAAGAACAGGUUCGUCGUCCUCUCCCAACCCGAAUUAUACGCUCGGCGCCUGGUGGUCACUUACACGGCCCACCUCCGGCUGCGCGUGCUGCUAUACCUGCAGAUUACGGCGAAAGAAGUGCGAUGAAGGUACUCCCAUGUGCACAGCAUGCAAGCAUCUCGGCCUCGCAUGUGAAUACAAGAGGCCAAUGUGGUGGAGCAACAACGACGCUAGGAGACAGCACAAGGACGACAUCAAGAUGAUCAUCAAGCGCAAGAAGCUUUCCGAGAAGUCUUCGCACACGAUCCAGACCUCGAUCAACUCGCCGCCCGGUCUAUCGCACUCCCUUCCCACGUCUGCAACCUUCUCGGAUCCUCUGGAUCGCACGAGGUCGGCGUCGAUCGACUCGCACUUCUCCUUCAACUUCAACAGCACGCCCCAUCUCCCCGAGUAUGAUGUCUACAACCCACAGAUACUCCCGUCGCAUUCCGACUUCAUGUUCGGCAUGUCACCCUACGAGAUCGAUGUCAAGACAGAGCGACAAAUGUUUGUCAACGAUGUCCCAACGAUACGGGAAUCGACGGUCUCAACUUUCAGUACCUAUCACACGCCGCCUCCCCCGGGCACUGUUCUUCCCUCUUAUCCUAUGGAUGGAGAGUGGACCGAACAGGUGUACCAAGAGCGUCGAGAAUCAUUGACAGAAGAGUCGUUGAACGUCAACUUCUUUGACUUCGCACAUGGCCCAGCAAUGAACUCGAGACAGGUCGAUAUCGAGCUAGACGAGAAUGACCAGCGACUGCUAGACCAUUUCAUUCAAUUCGUCUUGCCGACCAUCUUCCCGAUUCUGGAGACGAACCAGCAUGGAUCUGUCAGCUCCGAUCUCAUCCUGCCUGCUCUACAGAACAACAAGGGCUACCUCCACUGCUGCCUCAUGAUUGCUGCGCAACACUGCAAGGCGACUAUGAACAUUCAGGGGGAGGAGAUUGACAACGACAUCAUGCGACACCGACACGCCACCAUAUUGUCUCUUUGCGAGGCGCUGAACAGGGAUGAGAACCAUCAGCAGAUCCUCGAAGCUACCCUGGGUCUCAUCUUCUUCCAGUCCUGUGUUGGCCGAUACGACGAUUCGCUUCCUGAUAUCCCGUGGCACCAGCACUUCCAAGCGGUACACUCACUGGUCAGCAAGCUUGACUUGCCACGGAUUGUUUCCGACCAGGCUGAGCAAUUGGCGCAAACCCCCUUCAACAUGACCUUGACUGCCUGGAUCGACAUUCUCGGGGCUACCAUGAAAGGUCGAGCACCGAAUUUUGCGCACACCUACAGAGAGAAGCACCUUUCAACAGUGAACCCCUCCCUUGGACUGCGCGAGCUGAUGGGCUGUGACGACCGCGUCAUGUACCUUAUCUCUGAGAUUGCCUGCCUCGAGGCGCUCAAGAAAGAAGGCAUGGACGAUAUUACUCUCUGCACGCAUGUCCACGCGCUUGGUGACCAGAUCGGCCUGACUGAAGUUGGCGACAGUGGAGCCAAGAUGCCAUACAAUGCCAAUGGCUCCCUGAGCCCAAAGCAACUGAGCAGGAACAUCACCGCCGCUUUCCGAAUCGCGGCUCGCAUCUACCUCUGCAGUCUGGUCCCCGGGUUUUCACCCAGCCAGGCCAGCUGCGUUGGCCUUGUGGAAAAGCUUACAAGCGUUCUUCAAUACAUCCCGUCUGGACACGCGGGCUUCGACCGAAGCCUUUCUUGGGUAUACCUCGUCGGUGGCUCUGUCAGCGGAUCGAACUCGACAUUCCGGCAAUUCUUCGCGGAGCGCAUUGCAGAGCUUGGCGAUGCCUCCUGCCAUGGCAGCUUUGGCGGUGUGGCCUCACUGCUACAUGAAGUCUGGCAGCAGGCCGACAGCUUCCAGCCGAGUCCCAGUGCAACUGGCACCGCGGAGGCACCGUACAUCUCCUGGAGAGAUGUCAUGCAAAUGAGGGGAUGGGACUACCUGCUAAUAUAG
Molecule: messenger RNA, 2064 nt
Organism: Anthostomella pinea
Lineage: Eukaryota; Fungi; Ascomycota; Sordariomycetes; Xylariales; Xylariaceae
Source: the annotation of a GenBank genome assembly